Messenger RNA from Schizosaccharomyces osmophilus, 321 nucleotides. RefSeq names its product Schizosaccharomyces specific protein. Bases 1 to 321 code for a protein of 106 amino acids. NCBI's taxonomy places the organism in Eukaryota, Fungi, Ascomycota, Schizosaccharomycetes, Schizosaccharomycetales, Schizosaccharomycetaceae. The transcript has 3 exons. The record is from RefSeq and is a predicted model, not a curated record.
AUGAAAAGAUCUCGUGAUGAAUCGCCGUGUCUUGAAAUGAACACGAAGAAAAACAAAAAUCAAAUGGACUUAAAAACAUUCCUUGGCUUGUUUUUUAUGCGAGGAAAUCACAGCAAAGAUACUACUGAUCUGGUGUUUUCAGAAAAGGUAAACUUUGUAACAGACGAACAGGAAUCUUCUUCUGAUGGUCCUUGCGAAUUUUGCGAAACAUUAACCCUUCUAAAUAAUUGCGAUCACUGUACUCGACCAGUUUGCAGAAAUUGCUCGACGCUUGUUUACAUGAGUGAGAAGACAAACGCAAGAUGUCUUGACUGUAUUUAA